Molecule: messenger RNA, 252 nt
Organism: Prunus armeniaca (apricot)
Lineage: Eukaryota; Viridiplantae; Streptophyta; Magnoliopsida; Rosales; Rosaceae
Source: the annotation of a GenBank genome assembly
AUGGAGAAGGCAAAUCUCUUUGACAUGGGGUAUCAGGGUUCGAGAUUUACUUGGAGAGCACAUAGGCAAAAUGGUCUCUUCAUUCAAGAAAGAUUGGAUAGAGUUCUGGGGAAUUUGCAAUGGCAAGAAGUUUGUCCAAACGCAUCCAUUACUCACUAUCCUGCCAUUAGAUCAGAUCAUAAUCCACUAGUUAUGGAAACGGUCAGGCACCACAAAAAGCAGAGAGGGCAUUUCAAGUUUGAAGCUUAUUAG